Messenger RNA from Stylonychia lemnae, 297 nucleotides. NCBI's taxonomy places the organism in Eukaryota, Ciliophora, Spirotrichea, Sporadotrichida, Oxytrichidae. The record is from the annotation of a GenBank genome assembly.
AUGACCAAGGGAACUCAGUCAUUCGGAGGAAGAAACAACAAGACUCACACUUUGAGCAGAACCACCGGUACCUAAAGCUGGCACAAGCAAAAGAAGAGAUGCGCCUCUUCAGGACAUGGUGCUGGUACCAAAAAGAGAAGAUACAACUGGUCCAAGAAAGCAGCAGGCAGAACCACCCAAGGUACUGGUAGAAUGCGAUACUUGAAACAUGUUGCCAGAAGAGCAAAGAACGGCUUCAGAGAGGGCACCAGAGCCAAGUCCGUCAAGAGUUCAAGAAAGGCCGCCGAGAAGAAAUGA